CUGCACUGCGCGUGCCCAAAGCUCUUGAAGACCAGCAUCCCUCUUCGAAUCUUGACAAACAGGCAGCCCGCUUUUGCUUUUGCUUUUGCUUUCCAGAUCUGCUCGAGACACAGACGCUGCCGAUUCUUCUGGACCGGCAGACAACCAAGCGGCGCAAAGCCACCACGGCGCUCCUUUCCACUUGGGCGCAUCCCCUUUCGACGUGUCGGUGUCACCUGGUCGCGCGACCACGCCUGCCGCAAUUACCCAACCUAAACUGACCUACCCCGGACGCCACCAUCGCACCGCAAGGCAACCAGGGCUUAGCUCUGACCUCCUCCCGGCCUGGCAAGACAAAAGCAACCGCUCCGCCAUUUUUAAGGCUGUGUCUACACGUCACAGCUCAACGCCCUCGCUCGAAGCGCAAUUGUGGUUGUGCUCCUCUGCCCUUACGCCGCCUCCCCGCGUCUCACACCACACACCACACAUCAUGCCGUCACAACGCCGAAUGAGGCUCUAUGUCCUCCUCCUCGCCCUCGCAAUCAUUAUCACUCUCUACAUGACGCGAUCGAGCUCACAAACACGCACCUCUCCAUUCUAUGUCAAGACACAGGAAGCGCUCCAGGCGGCAGAGUACGUGGAAGCGUCCAAGCAGCGCGACGCAGAGAAGGUGGGCUCGCGCCUCAAGGCCGCCGCAGACGAUGCGCGAAAGGCGGCCGAGGAGAAGGGCAAGAAAUUUGUCGAUUCGGUUACUGGAGGCGACGCGGACAAGGCGCCGCGAGGCCGGUACGCCAACAGCAAAGACGGAAAGCAACAGCCGCUUGAGGGCGUGGCUGUGGUUGGCGGCAGGACGCAGGACAAGAAGCCGGCCAAGGAGAACGAGACCGAGGACUACCACGAAGCCGAGGUGGAGCUCAACACCAUCCUGAAGAAGAGCCCAAUCAUCAUCUUCUCCAAAACCUACUGCCCGCAUUCCCGGAAAGCCAAACACAUCCUCCUCCAAACGUACGACAUCGACCCUGCACCCUACGUCGUCGAGCUCGACGAGCACCCGAUCGGCCUGAAGCUGCAGGAGGUCCUCGCAGAUACGACUGGCAGACGGACGGUACCUAACGUGAUGGUCCUCGGGCAAAGCAUUGGCGGCGGAGACCAGAUGCAGGAGCUCGACGAGACAGAUACCAUGGCCGAGACCAUCAAGAAGCUCGGCGACACCCGAAUUACCCGCGUCACGAGGCGCUCGCAGCAGUCGGAGAUGCCUCGUGCAAGGCGGCGCGUAUAGAAAACACGUUUGUUCUAUCGUUGUGACAUUAUCGCUUUCGCUUCUCUGUGUACAUAUAUCAAUUGGGAUUGAUGAGGCCACGACGCGGGUUCCCAUGAGUGGCGCAUCGUUAGGCUGGUUGCAUCGGGACCGGAGGUUUGGGGUAGGGGUUCUGUCGUUCCGGACUUUUUCAGUGGGUAUACCCGUUCAAUGCGAUCAUGUUGACGUUCUUGCGGUCGCAGUUGAGUGAGUUGGAUUCGGUGACGGCCCCGGGGAGCGGCAAUUUAACAGUUCACAUUUCACGAGGCGAAUAUAUAGUGAACACGUCUGUGUACAGCCAAGAAAAGAGCGACAACUGGGAAUUGGCAG
This is a messenger RNA of Paraphaeosphaeria sporulosa, 1606 nucleotides long. RefSeq names its product glutaredoxin. Gene Ontology annotation, molecular function: glutathione disulfide oxidoreductase activity. Gene Ontology annotation, cellular component: Golgi lumen; fungal-type vacuole; cis-Golgi network. The transcript is spliced from 2 exons. The record is from RefSeq and is a predicted model, not a curated record. Gene Ontology annotation, biological process: cellular response to oxidative stress. The coding region runs from base 470 to 1258 and encodes 262 amino acids. NCBI's taxonomy places the organism in Eukaryota, Fungi, Ascomycota, Dothideomycetes, Pleosporales, Didymosphaeriaceae.